UGAUCAUCACUAGCUUUGCAACAGCUUUGCAGCUAACACAGCUUCUCCACUCAAGAACGAACAUAAACUCUGCAGCUUCGGUCGUUGCACUUACCCAACUUGACUAUUGUCCUAGAGUUCCUUCAGAAAUCCAAGCAGUAUGUUUCUUCUACCAGAACAUGAAGGUAUUAAGUUCCCAAAGCUGCCUAUGGCAAAUCAGAAUGCGAUAGACACAUGGACUUCACAACCCUCAAAUCCCCAUUCUUCUCCUGGAAACAGGCCUCAGGUCCUUCUCCCCUUUCCUCUAACCAUCAUGCCGAAUCCGCCCGUAAUCAGAAACCCUAGCACCAUCCUUCCACCAGUAAGAACUUAAGUUCCAAACCCCCGCCUUAUGGCAAACAAUAAACGCCUUCACUUCUUGCU
Lindgomyces ingoldianus is the source of this 402-nucleotide messenger RNA. RefSeq lists its product as uncharacterized. Lineage: Eukaryota; Fungi; Ascomycota; Dothideomycetes; Pleosporales; Lindgomycetaceae. Bases 140 to 352 code for a protein of 70 amino acids. The record is from RefSeq and is a predicted model, not a curated record. The transcript has 2 exons.